UCCGAGCUCCACGGUGAAAAAAAAAGUGAAAGUGAUAAAGCAACACAUUAAGAGGCUGUCCUCACAGAGCAUCAAGAUGGAGCCCUUGUGCCUCAGGGUCACCUUUUGGGCCUUGCUGGCUGGAUGUGUAAUCGGAGAUAAUCCCGAGAGCUACAGUGCAAAUCUAAGCACUCACUUGGAUGAUUUCACCCCUUUCCGAGGGACAGAGCUCAGCUUCCUGGCUACCACCCAGCGACCCACCAGCCUGGCCCUAACUAGCAACCGCUCCAUGCACAACUACUGCCCUCAGCAGAUUAAGAUCACUUCAGCCUUCAAAUACAUCAACACUGUGAUAUCUUGUACUAUUUUCAUCGUGGGAAUGGUGGGAAAUGCAACUCUGCUCAGGAUCAUUUACCAGAACAAGUGCAUGUGGAAUGGCCCCAACGCGCUGAUAGCCAGUCUCGCCCUGGGAGACCUCAUCUAUGUGGUCAUCGACCUCCCCAUCAAUGUAUUUAAGCUGCUGGCGGGACGCUGGCCUUUCGAUCAGAAUGACUUCGGCAUGUUCCUCUGCAAGUUGUUCCCCUUUUUGCAGAAGUCCUCAGUGGGGAUCACCGUCCUCAAUCUCUGCGCGCUUAGCGUCGACAGGUACAGAGCAGUAGCUUCCUGGAGUCGUGUUCAGGGGAUCGGGAUCCCCUUGAUCACUGCCAUCGAGAUCGUCUCCAUCUGGAUCCUGUCCUUCGUCCUGGCCAUCCCGGAGGCCAUCGGCUUCGUCAUGGUGCCCUUCGAAUACAGGGGUGUGCAGCACAAGACCUGUAUGCUCAAUGCCACAUCGAAAUUCAUGAAGUUCUACCAAGAUGUGAAGGACUGGUGGCUCUUCGGGUUCUACUUCUGCAUGCCCCUGGUGUGCACUGCCAUCUUCUACACCCUCAUGACUUGCGAGAUGCUCAACAGAAGGAAUGGCAGCCUGAGAAUCGCCCUCAGCGAGCUCCUUAAACAGCGUCGAGAAGUAGCAAAAACGGUUUUCUGCUUGGUUGUCAUUUUUGCUCUUUGCUGGUUCCCUCUACAUUUAAGCCGUAUUUUGAAGAAAACUGUGUAUGAUGAGAUGGACAAGAACCGAUGUGAAUUACUUAGUUUCCUGCUGCUCCUGGAUUACAUUAGCAUUAACCUGGCCACCAUGAAUUCGUGCAUAAACCCGAUAGCUCUGUAUUUUGUGAGCAAGAAGUUUAAAAACUGUUUCCAGGCAGCAUGCCCGGGAGAAAGAGCUCCGAGUUUCAAUUCCAGUUCUGCCUUCUGUUUCCAGUUGCUUCCAGCUCUGGGCCUCUCUGCCCUGGUUCCCAAGUCUUGCCUCUGCUGCUGCUGCUACCAGCCCAAAAGUCUGAUGACCUCGGUGCCCAUGAAUGGUACAAGCAUCCAGUGGAAGAACCACGAGCAGAACAACCACAACACAGAGCGGAGCAGUCACAAGGACAGCAUCAACUAGAGAGCCUCGGGGACCCAGAUCCAUCAUCCACCCAGUCCCGUCGGAGAAGAAGAUCACACAGCUACAGUGUCACCGGAGAAGUCUUCACGCAGCCUUCUCCCCCCGUCACCCGGUCUGACCCCAGGACAAAUGUUUUCCCAAAUGUUGGAGGGGCGACCGGGCACACCUGCGAUCCCGGGGACCUUCCUUCUUUGAUUUCUCUGGUUGCACACUCCACGUGUUCCCUUUAGCACUGAAAAAUGGUGGGACUCUCGGGAAGGAGACUGAUAAAUCGACAAAAGGGUAUUUAUAACUUUUGCAUGAAAACCACCUGUCAAGUGCAUGACCAGCUUUUCAAUCACAGACUGAGAUGAAGUCACCUUGAUUUGAAAUGCCACUCAGUGCCAAUGUUCUCAAAGUGCAAAGUGGCCUUUAAAUGAGUGAGGUUAUUUAUAUAUAUAUUUUGCAAACGAAAAAAGUGAAAAUGUAUUCAGACUAAUGUUUCUCAUGCCACUAUUUUACUUUUAAAACGUACAUUUUUAAGCUGCAACAAACACAAGCACUUAAAAGUUCAGAUUGAUAACCACAUCUGGCAGUUCAGUAGCUGCUCUGUAAAGAAUUUUCCAGAACCUGUACUUUCUUUUCUUCAUGUUACUUCAUGUUUUGAUGUUAAAUUUAAAAUUAAUGCUUGAACCAAACAGUUCUGUUUUUCACAGGCCCGGUCUUGUUAAUGUAACUUUUUAAUGUAAUAUUAAUAUCAUGUACCAAGAUUUAAAUUUAUGUAUCAUUUAAUUAUGCCCGAGACUUUGAGUCUCUGCAAUGCAUGGAAGUCUAAAGCACACCUAAGAGAAACAGAUUGAGUGAUGUUAGAAGAGUUGGAAAAAAUGCAGUUUUUUUAAUAGUGGUAACAGGUAUCUAUAUGCACAUGCAUAUUUCCCUGUAUGCAUGCACAGCUACAUAUUUGUGUAAACAUGUGUGUGUGGACUGUGGGCAUGUGUGUGCACAUAUAUUUUACACCUAUCACUGCAUCCUCUUGAUUUCUUUGUGAGUGUUAAUGAGCAAUAAGACUUUUUCAGUCAUUCCCUUUGCCAGAGAGGAAAUUUCAAAGUGGUGAGCUGAGUGUAUUUACCCCCCAAAUCAUGCCCCUAUGGAUUUAUGAUGCUUCAUUUCUCUGGGGUUCCAGUAUGAACACAGCCCCUCACCCACCCCUCACAUGGUCACCAUUUCAACGGGCCCACAAGUCUUGUUGGGCAUUUUCCAAGAUGUUUACAGACUGCGAGUAGAGCAGAAAAAGCUCUUUUACUGUGUAUAUAUAAAUAUAAACAAUUGUACAUUCUUUCUGCCAGUUUUCCUGUGCUGGUCCCUCUGGAAUGCAUCUGUGUGUAUGAUAUGUGUAUGUGUGUGCUGGUAUGUGUGGGCUUACGAUAAUCUAAAAAUAAUGCCUGUAGUUGUGCCAAAGCACACACUCUGAGUGGCAUCUAGGUGACUCUGUGGUUUUAAUCUUACUGUGUUUAAAAUGUGUGACUAUGUGACCUUCACAAAUGGAAUACGGGAGGCAGCAUGAAAGAAGACAGUCAUGGUUAAUGGUGGGGAUCACAGCUGGAUGAGUAAAGCAGUAUUGGGUUGUAAUUUUUUAUUUUCUAUAUAUUUUACAUCAUUCUUCAUUUUUAUACAAUGCAUGAUUUAUCAUCUCGUAUGGUUGGGUUGUAUUUUUUUGUCCUGUGCUGGAGCAGAAGUCAUAAAGGUUGAAGAAUUAUAUCGUCCCAGGGCUCAACUCAACAUGCUGAUGAAAUGAUCUAUUGGGCCAUAUUUUAGCACAGUCAAGUGAGCAAUGAUUUGAGGUCCAGUUGCCCUGAUUGUUGGGCUAAGAAAUACUGUUCCUUUCUGUGCUAGCAAUCACCUUUCAUUACUCCUCUGUGCCUCAUAUCUAGUGAUAAAUGCCUAUAAAAAAAAUGGUUCAAACCAUUUUGUUUAGACAAUUGUCUUUUUUUUUAAGGUGCUUUGUCUCUUGCAUAUGGAAAAAAAAUGUCUUUUUUAGGUUCAGGAAGUCAUAGAUUUCUGAAUAACCACACAGGCUUCAACGUGCAUUUUGUUUAUGGACCAGUAAAGUAGCCGUGUUUACCAGUAGGAAUGUUGCCAGUUUCUACCUUUAUCUUUUCAAGUCAUCUGUAGAAAUGAGCCAAAAGCCAAGACCCUGCAUUAGCAGUGGUCCAUAAGUAUAAAAUAAAAGUUUACAGAAGCCUUCAAACACCUCUUCAUUUGUACAGAGUUCUUCAGAAAAAAUGUUUGUUAUAAAAUGCUUAUUGCAGCAUAGCAGGAGUAUAAUGGACCAGGCGAGAAAA
Condylura cristata (star-nosed mole) is the source of this 3780-nucleotide messenger RNA. It is a transcript of the gene EDNRA, whose product is annotated as endothelin receptor type A. Gene Ontology annotation, cellular component: membrane. The coding region runs from base 77 to 1459 and encodes 460 amino acids. NCBI's taxonomy places the organism in Eukaryota, Metazoa, Chordata, Mammalia, Eulipotyphla, Talpidae. Gene Ontology annotation, biological process: G protein-coupled receptor signaling pathway; vasoconstriction; enteric nervous system development. Gene Ontology annotation, molecular function: endothelin receptor activity. The transcript is spliced from 9 exons. The record is from RefSeq and is a predicted model, not a curated record.